AUGGAAAAUCCCAACAUCCACAAUAUACCUUACGUACGCAGCCGUGACCAAAAGCGUUGGAAGGGACAUUCAAAGAAGGUAGUUUCCAAAGAAGAGACCACUGAAAGGAUGCGUAAAUGGCGUGCAGAAAACCGAGAAAAGAAUCGACAAAAUGAUCUUCGAUGUCGUGUGUAUCGUCUUGCACGCCAAAAGUUUGGACUUGAAGACUCGCCAGAGAAGCAGCAAUUUGUGCGAGAUGAAAUUGCAAGACGACUGGGUCGUCGCAUGUUAUUGGAGCAGCAGCAACAUCGUGUCCCUGAUACCAAAGCAUGUCGUUCCUCUCCUUUUGUUCCUCCACAUCAGCAACAACAACAACAACUCAUGUCCUCACCUCAACAUGCUGUUGAUUUACCAUUCUACAGCGCUCCACAGAAAAAGAUUGAGCUACCAUCCAUUUCUCCCAAUCUUGCUUGGCGACGCGAUAGCACAAGUAGUAGUAGCUCUACUACAAGCAGCAACAGCAGUGUUAGCAGCUUGUCAUCACCCACGAUGAACACAUCGGAUUCAUAUCUUGCCUUGCCACCCAUUUGCUCUGAAAAUGAGCAAUCAUCGUCGCCUGUACGAUAUGUCGAAAACACCAAGAUCCUCCACGAGUUUGUUGGUGUCGUUCUCAAUUAUGCUGACAACAAUCAUCGUUCCUGGUCACCCUAA
Lichtheimia ornata is the source of this 690-nucleotide messenger RNA. RefSeq lists its product as uncharacterized. NCBI's taxonomy places the organism in Eukaryota, Fungi, Mucoromycota, Mucoromycetes, Mucorales, Lichtheimiaceae. The transcript is spliced from 2 exons. Bases 1 to 690 code for a protein of 229 amino acids. The record is from RefSeq and is a predicted model, not a curated record.